UGUUAUGACGUAUGCUUUUUCAGAUUUACUUCCAGAUUACGCGACUCUCAACGUGACUCCAGAGACGUGUGAAACAGCCCGCUGAAAAGGGGAAUUAUUAAAGAAGUUUUGAUUGUGAGAUAUAUAAGUUUUAUUUGCUUUUUCUGAUAAAGACUAUGAGUUCCCAAAGAGGCAACGUUACUCGCUCGCGAUCGCAAAAACACCAGAAUUCAUCUGUUUAUAAAAACAACAAGUACGGCGCCACCUCUCAAUUAAAGAAGGCAAAUGCUAAAGUUCAUGAUGGAGUUUGUCAACGGUGUAAAGAUGUCCUUGAGUGGAAAAUAAAAUAUAAAAAAUACAAACCUCUUUCUCAACCACGGAAGUGCGUUAAAUGUUUGCAGAAGACUGUAAGAGAUGCUUAUCACAUUAUUUGCAAGCCUUGUGGCCUUAAACUAGGUAUCUGCACUAAAUGUGGGACAAAUGAAGAAAUUGUGACUCCCCUGAAAACUGAAGUUGAGCCCGUACAUACCAGCGAUGGUGAUCCUCCUCUCCCAAACAGGCGGUGCACAGAAGACAACGGAGACUUUGAAGAGGAUGACUUGGAUUUCAGUAGUGAUCUUGAUUCUGAUCUUUCUGAUGUUGAUGAUGAUGAUUUAGACAAAAGGACCUCCAUGAAAAUAAAACCAGUUGCUCCUGUAUGCAGUAAAAAAUGCCAGGAUGGAAGUACAAAAAAAUCAGUAGGCAGUGCAGAGACAAUAAAAACACAAAGUGACCUUCCUGACAUUUCCUUAUUAAAAGUACAAAGCUCUCCAGAGCAUUAAGUCUGACCAUUCAGUUCUCGUCUAGGACGAAAUUCUUAUUUUGCCUUCGUGAGAAAUCUGCUUUCUUCUCAGUCUUGAACAAGAUAUAGGAAGUUACAUUUUGGAAAUUUUAUUUGAAUAUGUUUGCUUAAUUUCUUUGUUUUGUAUUCACAAUUGUGUAUUGCAUAAAACCAUAAUAUUGUCUGAAGUACUGUAAAAAACAAGAAUGGAGAAAUGCUGAGCCUGUUGAAUUUAUUUUAAUAAAAUGAGUGUGAAACAUG
Molecule: messenger RNA, 1060 nt
Organism: Polypterus senegalus (gray bichir)
Lineage: Eukaryota; Metazoa; Chordata; Cladistia; Polypteriformes; Polypteridae
Gene: c4h9orf85
Product: chromosome 4 C9orf85 homolog
Exons: 4
Coding region: 156-800 (214 amino acids)
Source: RefSeq, a predicted model, not a curated record